Molecule: messenger RNA, 1779 nt
Organism: Penicillium robsamsonii
Lineage: Eukaryota; Fungi; Ascomycota; Eurotiomycetes; Eurotiales; Aspergillaceae
Product: CAZyme family GH1
Exons: 6
Coding region: 1-1779 (592 amino acids)
Biological process (GO): carbohydrate metabolic process
Molecular function (GO): beta-glucosidase activity
Source: RefSeq, a predicted model, not a curated record
AUGCGAGCACCUUUGAUUUCCCUUGCAGCUUUGGCUGUGGCUAUACAGGCACAGGAAGUAUACUUGACAACAACCGGUUACUCCGCUCGACCACAAUGUACACAAUCGAAUGUGGCACCGAAUUACCAUUUUAGUCCCUUCUCUUAUACCCUAAAUGAGACAGUUCGAUAUGCAACCUCGGUUCCGCCCCCGACAACAACACGGAAAUAUGGCCCACCCUAUACCGACGCAGUCAAGCAUUUAAGCACCAGCUGGUCGACCUCAACGUGGGGCAGUUGGAUCCCAGAGCAAACAAUUAUCAGUGCAACUGACACGGAGGACCCAUAUGGACAAGCUGCGUGGUCCUCGAUGUGGCUACAGGCGGAUCUUCACAACUAUACCACCACUGGGCUAUUCUCGACAACUGUCAGUCCCACACCUGUGCCCAGUAGUGAGCUGGUCCUGCCACCGCGCGACUACUUUGGUCCCACAGACUGUUAUAAUUUCCCCAAAGACUUUGUGUUUGGAGUUGCAGGUAGUGCAGCGCAGAUCGAAGGUGCAAUUGGGUUGGAUGGUCGAUCACCUUCGUUGUUGGAAAAGUUAGUGCCCGACAGCAAGCCGAAGGACUAUGUCACCAACGAAAACUAUUUUUUGUAUAAGCAGGACAUACAGCGACUAGCUGCAAUGGGUGUGGAGUAUUACAGCUUUACAAUUCCCUGGACGCGGAUUUUACCUUUUGCUCUGCCAGGAACGCCUAUCAAUCAACAAGCUAUUGAUCAUUAUAAUGACUUGAUUGACACAGUUCUCGAUGCAGGAAUGACGCCAAUUGUUACGAUGCUCCAUUUCGACAGCCCAUUAAUGUUUGUUGCAAGCGACAAUAUCACGAAACGCCCAGAUAUUGGCUACAACAAUGCCGGCUAUCAAAAUGAAACCUUUGUCGAUGCAUUUGUCAACUAUGGAAAGGUCCUUCUUUCUCACUAUGCAGACCGAGUCCCAAUAUGGGUGACCUUCAAUGAGCCCCUGCUCUACGCAUACAAUUUUAAAGGAGUGGACCACAUUGUCAAAGCACAUGCUGAUGUCUAUCACUUCUAUCAUGAUACGUUGAAGGCUACAGGCAAAAUUGAAAUGCAACUGGGUAUCUUCGCAAAUCCAAUCUUUUUGGGUAAGCAAUACCCAAAGUCUGUGCUAGAAACACUCCCCGGAGCCAAGCCCUUGAGCAAAUCCCAAUUGAAACACAUCCGCAACACCUCCGACUUCUUUGGGAUUGAUCCAUAUACCGCUACGGUAGUAUCCCCAGCCAAUGAAGGUAUCAAGGCUUGCGCUGCCAACCCAUCAAGCUCGAAUGAGCUUUUCCCGUAUUGCGCCAAGCAAGAAACAAAGAAUAUUUACGGAUGGAACAUUGGAUAUCGCUCUGAAUCCUACGUGUAUACCACGCCGACACAUUUCCGGGAGUAUCUCUACUACCUGUGGAACACUUUCCGACAUCCAAUUUUGGUGGGAGAGUUUGGGUUUCCAGUAUACGCAGAAGCGGAACAGGAGCUUUCUGAUCAGCUUUUUGACUCCCCACGCAGCGUAUAUUAUCUUUCAUUCAUGUCUGAAAUUCUCAAAUCGAUAUAUGAAGAUGGUGUUCAUGUUAUGGGGGCCCUUGCUUGGAGCUUUGUCGACAAUUGGGAAUUUGGAGACUACGCACAGCAAUUUGGCAUUCAAGCGGUCAAUCGCACGACCCAGCAGCGACACUACAAGAAGAGCUUCUUUGACCUGGUCGAUUUUGUGAAAGCUCGACAGCCGCAUACAGAAUGA